CAUGCCCAGAAGUAUCUGGCUUCCCUGAUUCCCUUGCACUGUCUUGGACCGGGGCCCGUGGCUUGUUUGCUUGUUGAACCUCGAACCGACCGUCGGCACUCGGGGGUCCCGAGGCUUACAGCUAUGGAAGCAAUUCCUCUUCCGAGCUUCGCUUCUCGAAAACUCUUCCUCUCGCCUUUUCAUCCGCCAAGAAUUCGCACUCGGAUUACCCCCUUCGGCUUUACAGUUCGCGCCAAACAAUCUUUUUUCCAGGCCGAUUUUCAGAGCUAUGUGAAGCCUUCUCGUCUUCUGCCAGGCUCAGAGGUGAAAGUCAGCACAAACACAUUAAUAGAAAGGGCCUCUUCGUCUCUGAAGGAGGAUACCUCAAAGUCUCUAUUCAGGGUCAAGUUAUGUACCAGUAGCAUAUAUGGCUCAAGUUUAAGUAACUUAAAUGCUGGAGUUCUUUUAUGCUUGAUAGCUGAAGACGGGAAUUCAAUAUUGCAAAGGAUACCUGCAAGUUUGAUGAUGGACCACUCUACAAAAACAGGGGAUAUAAAUGAUGUGCUUCAUUUCCAAAGAGGUUCCGUUGAUGAUUUCAUCUUUGAGGGACCUAAAAUUGGAAGAGUUAAAGCUCUUUGGAUUGACGUUGAAUCAGGUCAAUGGCGGCUUGGUAGUGUGUCGAUAACGGUUCUUAGUUGCGAAUUCAAUUCAUCAUUAAAAGAAGAGGAGAUAUAUGAGUACACUGGCUUCCAGUAUGACUUUGAGAAUGAUGAUGUUUUGCUUGGGGAAGGAAGCGAUCUCGGUGUGCUGGAAAUAAGGCCGAGCCUUGUAACUGAGUUAAGUGGGGUUGACCCCCUUGUCUAUUUCAGCAAAAUUGCUUCCGAUAAUACCCUGCCUCAAUAUCCUAAGAUAUCAAAUGAGGAUAGCAUGAGGGAGUAUGCAGAUCUAAAAUUCUCAUUGCUAUUAUAUGAUGCUAUGCUGGUGUUCUUUGGCACGUCCUUUGUUUCCCUCUCAGUUGGGAAAAAUGAAGGCUGUGCUUUCUUGCUAGGUGGGAUUGUUGGGUUUUUGUAUCUGCUAUUAUUGCAGAGAUCCGUGGAUGGAUUGCCAGUUCCAGAAUCAAUCACUGGAGAGAGGAGGGAAAGCAGUCCAUUGUUGGGGGGAUUGAAGGGCCCAAUAUGGAGCGUGGCAUUUGCAAUAGGCUUUGUUUUAUUGGCGGCGAGGUAUGGUUCGGGAGAUUUGCAAGUGAACUUGACCCCAAAGGAAGUCAUAGUUGGAAUGAUGGGGUUUCUUGCGUGUAAGGUUUCUGUGGUGUUAGCCGCAUACAAGCCCAUGACACUGCAUCUGAAAUCACCGAGUGACAAAUAAUUUGCCGCUGGCAAAAGUGGGGGAGUUUGUCACGGCAAAUUCCCGAAGUGGACAAUUUUAUACACAGAAAGGCAGGUAGUCUAAGUUGAUAAAGAAUACGUGUAGAUAUCUUAAAGUUGAGUCUCGUUGAAAAGUAACUUCGAAGUCUGAUGUAUACAUUUCUUUCACGAUAGGUUUUUUUCAAAAUUUUGUGAAGUUAGGAACUUAAUAUAUACAUACACAAAUGAAGAUGGCGAGCUGUCAUUGAAAAAGAAAGAUGAGGUGAGGGAACAUUAGAAGUUUUUGACUCUGAUCAGGGGCAUUAGCCCACUUGCUUUGGAGACGUACUCUUGGAGGGAUCCAGCCAGUGAUGGUAUCUAUGUGAGGGGAACAAGUGAUUCAUAAUUAAAGAUGCAAAGACGGGGCUGGCAGAAUGCAUGUGAAUCCACUGCGGAGAGCAAAAUGAUUAAAUAUUGAUUGGAUAAUAGUGUACAACAGGUAUUCAGGAUCCUUGUCCAGAAAAUUCGACCUCUCAUAAUGCAAUGACUAAAGUGGUGGAGCCUGA
This is a messenger RNA of Neltuma alba, 1888 nucleotides long. RefSeq lists its product as uncharacterized. Lineage: Eukaryota; Viridiplantae; Streptophyta; Magnoliopsida; Fabales; Fabaceae. The record is from RefSeq and is a predicted model, not a curated record. The transcript has 3 exons. The coding region runs from base 124 to 1344 and encodes 406 amino acids.